Molecule: messenger RNA, 3386 nt
Organism: Phragmites australis (common reed)
Lineage: Eukaryota; Viridiplantae; Streptophyta; Magnoliopsida; Poales; Poaceae
Product: copper-transporting ATPase HMA5
Exons: 6
Coding region: 80-3064 (994 amino acids)
Biological process (GO): monoatomic cation transport
Cellular component (GO): membrane
Molecular function (GO): ATPase-coupled monoatomic cation transmembrane transporter activity; ATP binding; ATP hydrolysis activity
Source: RefSeq, a predicted model, not a curated record
AAUAGCCCCGACCAAAUUCCUAAACCAAACCGAGACUCUCCGAUCUCCAUAGUUGCAGUCAUCACGCCGGCGGCGGCAAAUGGCGGCGAGCACUAGAGCCCUCUUCCUCUCCUGCUUCCACGGCGGCGGCUCCGAGGUGAGCCGCCACCUCGCGCUGCGGCCGCGGUACCCGUCCAUUCCGCGGCGCCCGAGGUCGUCCUUGAUCUCCGGAGAAGGAGAAGGAGGCAGCGGAGAUCUGGAGGCCGCGGCGGGGGCGGAGAAGGAGGAGGAGGAAAAGGUGGCGGUGUUCGCGGUGUCCGGUAUGACGUGCGCCGCAUGCGCGGGUUCGGUGGAGAAGGCCGUGAAGCGUCUCCCGGGCAUCCACGAAGCCGCCGUCGACGUCCUUGGGGGCCGCGCGCAGGUCGUCUUCUACCCGGCCUUAGUUUCGGAGCACAAAAUUAGGGAAACUAUCGAGGAUGCUGGUUUUGAAGCUAAGCUGAUUGAUGAGGAGGUCAAAAAAAAGAACAUUCUAGUAUGCAGGCUUCAUAUAAAAGGAAUGACCUGUACGUCUUGCGCAAGCACAGUUGAAUCUGCCUUGCAAACUUUUCCUGGGGUACAAAGAGCUUCAGUUGCAUUGGCCACUGAAGAGGCAGAAAUCCGUUAUGAUCGCAGGAUUGUUGCUGCUAGCCAACUGGUCCAUGUAGUGGAAGAAACUGGCUUUGAAGCAAUAUUAAUCACCACAGGAGAAGAUCAGAGCAGGAUUGACCUCAAAAUGGACUGCGUUCUCAACGAGAGGUCAAUAAUGUUAGUGAAAAGCUCUGUCCGAGCUCUUCCUGGUGUGGAAGACAUAAAAGUCGACACUGAGUUACACAAGGUCACCAUCUUAUACAAGCCUGACCAGACAGGUCCCCGCGACCUCAUCGAAGUCAUUGAGUCAUCCACAUCUGGUCACAUUACUGCAUCAAUAUACCCAGAAGCAGAUGGAAGGGAGCGGCGUAGGUAUGGGGAAAUCAAGCGAUACAAGCAGUCUUUCUUGUGGAGCUUAAUAUUCACCAUUCCUGUGUUUCUCACCUCCAUGGUGUUCAUGCACAUCCCUGGGCUGAAGGACGGGCUUGAAAAAAAGGUUGUCCACAUGAUGAGCAUUGGUGAACUAUUGCAGUGGAUUUUGUCGACACCAGUCCAAUUUGUAAUUGGCCGCAAAUUUUAUGCUGGUGCGUACAAGGCAAUGCGCCAUGGUUCGCCGAACAUGGACGUGCUCAUUGCUCUAGGGACUAACGUAGCUUACUUCUACUCAGUUUACUCGGUUCUCCGAGCAGCCACCUCUGAGGAUUACAUGGCAACUGAUUUUUUUGAGACUAGUUCCAUGCUCAUAUCAUUUAUCCUUCUUGGAAAGUACCUUGAGAUCUUGGCAAAAGGAAAAACCUCUGAGGCUAUUGCCAAGCUGAUGGAUCUUGCACCUGAAACUGCAACAUUGCUGAUACAUGAUCAAGAAGGAAAUGUUGUCGGAGAUAAGGAGAUUGACAGCAGGUUGAUUCAGAAAAAUGAUGUGAUCAAAGUAGUCCCAGGUGGAAAAGUUGCUUCUGAUGGCUUUGUUAUAUGGGGCCAGAGCCAUGUGAACGAAAGCAUGAUCACUGGAGAAUCACUGCCAGUGGCAAAAAGGAGGGGUGACACUGUAAUUGGAGGAACAGUGAACGAGAAUGGUGUGCUCCACGUCCGUGCAACAUUUGUCGGAUCAGAGAGCGCGCUGGCGCAGAUUGUAAGGCUGGUAGAGUCAGCGCAAAUGGCAAAAGCUCCAGUCCAGAAGUUUGCUGAUCAGAUAUCUAGAGUCUUUGUCCCGUUGGUCAUCGUUCUUUCUUUGCUUACCUGGCUUGCGUGGUUCUUAGCGGGGAGGCUCCAUAGCUACCCUAACUCAUGGAUACCAUCUUCUAUGGAUAGCUUUCAGCUAGCUCUUCAGUUCGGAAUAUCUGUUAUGGUGAUCGCCUGUCCUUGUGCCUUAGGGCUUGCAACUCCAACUGCUGUGAUGGUUGCAACUGGAGUCGGUGCCUCGCAAGGCAUUCUGAUCAAGGGUGGGCAAGCUCUUGAGAGUGCACAUAAGGUGGACUGCAUCGUUUUUGACAAGACAGGGACAUUAACUACCGGGAAACCUGUUGUCGUCAGCACAAGGCUUCUAAAAAACAUGGUUUUGCGUGAUUUCUAUGACUAUGUUGCAGCAGCAGAGGUCAACAGUGAGCAUCCACUGGCGAAGGCAAUAGUAGAACAUGCCAAGAAGUACCACUCAGAAGAAAGCCACAUCUGGCCUGAAGCAAGGGAUUUCAUUUCAGUAACCGGACAUGGUGUCAAGGCGAAAGUUAGCGACAGAAGUGUCAUUGUGGGAAACAAGAGCUUUAUGUUAUCAUCAGGCAUUGAUUUCCCCAUGGAAGCCUCUGAAAUUCUCAUGGAAGAAGAGGAAAAGGCGCAGACUGGGAUUGUCGUGGCUAUGGAUCAAGAAGUUGUGGGCAUAAUCUCCGUAUCUGACCCUAUAAAACCAAAUGCCCAUGAAGUGAUAUCGUACCUCAAGUCCAUGAAUGUGGAGAGUAUAAUGGUGACUGGGGACAACUGGGGGACUGCCAAUGCCAUUGGCAAUGAGGUUGGUAUUGAAAAGAUUAUUGCCGAAGCGAAACCAGAGCAGAAGGUUGAGAAGGUGAAGGAACUUCAGUCCUCUGGAAGAAUAGUUGCAAUGGUUGGCGAUGGAAUCAACGACUCCCCAGCACUUGUCUCAGCUGACGUAGGCCUGGCAAUCGGCGCAGGAACGGAUGUCGCCAUUGAAGCGGCCGACAUUGUCCUCAUGAAGAGCAACUUAGAGGAUGUGAUCACUGCUAUCGAUCUGUCAAGGAAAACCUUCUUCCGCAUACGGAUGAAUUAUGUCUGGGCUCUGGGCUACAACAUCACCGGCAUACCAAUAGCUGCAGGGGUGCUCUUCCCAUCGACCCGGUUGCGCUUGCCUCCAUGGGUUGCUGGCGCUGCAAUGGCAGCUUCGUCCGUAAGUGUCGUCUGUUGGUCCCUGCUGUUGAGGUACUACAAGAGCCCAAAGAAGUUUGGAAAUUGAUGACAGAGGAGAGAUGAUCGUACCAUUGGCAUAAAAUAAGCUGUAGAUAGCAAUCGCUCCUGGUGUAGUAGUACUUAGUGAGUGAUAAGUGAACAUCCUGGAGUUUACAAGGGCUGCUAGCAAUUGCGUAAAAGAAGCUGUACAUAUCCGUUACGCAAGUAUGAAUUUUAGAUACGAUUUACCUGUAAAUUAGCGAGUUAUCACUAGGGUUAUGAUGGAGUUCGAUUACAAGAAUAACAGUGGAUUUGUACGCACAUUUGCAUAGUUCCAUGGUUCUUCUAUUCGCUGGAUAUGAAUAUGUUGGUCUGUCCGCCAUGAUCUA